GCCAGUUUGUGGCUGUAUUUACAAACUGAGCCCGGGAGAUUUGGAAGUUUUGAAUGUCAAUCCAACUCAGUUUUUAUUUUAGUGAUAAAACCAAAGACCAGCAACAUUGGUGAUAAAAAUCGAAGAUGUUCUUCUCUACGGUAUCUUUAGAUAUCACUUAAUCAUGCAAAUAAACCUUCGCUGUGUCCUGUACUUUUUCUGAAACCAACCAGAACAAGCAGUAACAUGUUUAUGAUGGUCUUUGGUGUAUAUUCGAGCUGAGAAAACAGAAUGGAAAAACUCUCUGGUCUUUGGCUUGAGUUGCAAAAAAACAAUAAGUUACCGGGAGGGGGGUUGACGUCGUCGUGUCAGGAGGAGCUGCUGGAGCUGAUGAGGCAGCUGGACAUCAUGUUGACUGCGAAACGAAGAGACUGGGAACACGAGACCGCGGCCAUCAGGAGUCAGCUGGAGAUGAAGGACAAGGAGCUGAACAUCCAGACCACGACACUCGAACACAAGAACAGACAGUUUGAGGACAUGAGGACACAGUUGACUCAGGCGAGCCGGACCCGGGACGAGGUCGUUCAGCAGUACGAGGCGCAGGUCGUUCAACUCAGCACUGAGGUGCAGAGGAUGAAGCGGGAGUAUGAGAAGCUCCAGAAGAAACACUCCCGCCACACGAAGGAGGCGCACCGCCUCAAGGCGGAAACCACCACCGAGAUCGAGGGCGGCAGGACCGAGAUGAAACGACUGCGAGAAAAGAUGGAGGACUACCAUGCGAGGCUGCAGGACAGCGAGCAGCAGCGCAAGAUGCUGAAGAAACAGCUGGACACGGUGGAAGCCCAGAAGAGGGCGCUGGCAGAGAAGUGUGAAUUUGUACAGCAACAGUCUCAGACCUACCAAUCCCAGAUCGACCGGCGCAGACAGCUCCAAGACAACACCGAACUCAACCUGAAGACAACUAUCACCCAGCUGGAGGGUCAGGCAGAGAGACAGGCAGACACCGUCACCACACAGGAGGAGAAGAUUCGGAAGCUGAAGGCGUCGCUGAGUGAGGCCAUGAACGCUCACAAACGUGCAAUGAAUGACAAUGAGAGACUGCUGGAUGACCUGAAGAAAGCAAACACCAGUAUCAGACGAGUGGAGGGGGAGAAGCAGCAGAUGGAGCUGGAGGUUCAGUCCCGGGACGACCUGCUCCGCGCGGCCAAUGAGGACGCCCACCAGUACAGCCACGAUGUCUCAAUCCUGGAGCAGUCUCUGUCAGCCAAAGAUGACAUCAUCAAGAACCUUGGUGACAGUGCCAGACAGGAGGAGGCGGAGCAAGUGGUUCUCCUGCGUCACUCUCUCAACGAGGCGAAGGAGGAAUCUAGAUCUCACAAGCGAGCUCAGAAGAAGCUCCGAGAUGAGGUGACUGUCCUGGAGAGCAAGCUGGAGAACUCUGUCAAACUCCGAGACAGCAUUGCCCACAAGCUGGACGAGAAGGACUCGGAGCUGAUACAUCUGAAGUCGACCGAGCUCCACACACUGCAGGCACAAGUCCAGCAGCUGCAGGACAAGUUCAGCGUGGUGGAGGCCAGUCACGGGGCGGAGCUGGACGGGAUGAGGACAAAGCUAGCCCAACUCACCACCGACCUCCAUCAGCGGAACGCUUCCAUCGCCAACUUCACUGACAAGAUGUCGCGGUUGGAGCAGCAGGUCGUCAUGGAGAGGGACAUGUUGGAAGGCCGAGAGGCGGAGCUCAAGGUGGCCCAGGCCCACAUCGAGGCUCUGAGAGUGGAGAACCUUCACCUUCGCCAGGACUUCAUGGAGAAGCUGGGGACUGUGUGCGGCAGCCUGGACGCUGAGCAACAGCUGCAGUCAGUCAGCAGCGAGUACACGGCCGUGGUGGCCAGACUGGAGAGGGAGAAUCAGAGUCUUCAAGAGGAUGUGUCUCGCUUGAAGCAGGAAAUGUCAGUCAUGGAGACGUCGUUCCAGGAGACCGCCCACUCCAGGAGCCUGCCCUCCGGUCGCGAUAACAGUAAACACAAGCCGUCGAAGCACAAGCAGUCAGUGCAGGGAUACCUGGACAGCACGGCGCAGGGGUACGAGAGUCAGAUCCGACUGCUGCAGGCCCAGAAGCAUCGACUGGAGGAGGAGCUGGAUCUUGAGAGGAGGGAGAAUAGACGGAUGUCAAGAAGCCACUUCCAGAGUGAGCUGAACGGCAGCGCCGGCACCAUCCUCGACUCGGAGCCCAUGUCGCUCAUCCACACCCUCAACGACCUGGACUCCCCAGCGGAGUCCCUCGAGUGUGAUUUGGAGAGUUCUGCUGACGCAGCAGCUGAAUUGUUCCUGAGCCAAGAACAGGAACGAGCCAAAGAACUGGAACGACUGAUAGAUUCUCACAUCUCCGAGCUGCGUGCCGGCACAGAACUGACGCUCAGGAAAUACACACACAAAUGAACAGAAUGAAAAGUCAAACGUCUGUGUCAGCAAUGACUGGGAGACUCCUGUGAAGUAUUGACUGGGAGACUCCUGUGAAUUAUUGACUGGGAGACUCCUGUGAAUAAAUUGACUGGGAGACUCAUGUGAAGUAUUGACUGGGAGACUCCUGUGAAGUAUUGACUGGGAGACUCCUGUGAAGUAUUGGCUGGGAGACUCCUGUGAAGUAUUGGCUGGGAGACUCCUGUGAAGUAUUGACUGGGAGACUCCUACGAAGUAUUGGAUGGGAGACUCCUGUGAAUUAUUGACUGGGAGACUCCUGUGAAUAAAUUGACUGGGAGACUCAUGUGAAGUAUUGACUGGGAGACUCCUGUGAAGUAUUGACUGGGAGACUCCUGUGAAGUAUUGGCUGGGAGACUCCUGUGAAGUAUUGGCUGGGAGACUCCUGUGAAGUAUUGACUGGGAGACUCCUACGAAGUAUUGGCUGGGAGACUCCUGUGAAGUAUUGACUAGGAGACUCCUGUGAAGUAUUGACUAGGAGACUCCUGUGAAGUAUUGACUGGGAGACUCCUGUGAAGUAUUGACUGGGAGACUCCUGUGAAGUAUUGACUUGGAGACUCCUGUGAAGUAUUGGCUGGGAGACUCAUGUGAAGUAUUGACUAGGAGACUCCUGUGAAGUAUUGCCUGGGAGACUCCUGUGAAGUAUUGGCUGGGAGACUCCUGUGAAGUAUUGACUAGGAGACUCCUGUGAAGUAUUGACUGGGAGACUCCUGUGAAGUAUUGACUAGGAGACUCCUGUGAAGUAUUGGCUGGGAGACUCCUGUGAAGUAUUGACUGGGAGACUCCUGUGAAGUAUUGACUGGGAGACUCCUGUGAAGUAAUGGCUGGGGGACUCCUGUGAAGUAUUGGCUGGGAGACUCCUGUGAAGUAUUGACUAGGA
Haliotis rufescens (red abalone) is the source of this 3337-nucleotide messenger RNA. Its product is annotated as centrosomal protein of 63 kDa-like. Gene Ontology annotation, biological process: de novo centriole assembly involved in multi-ciliated epithelial cell differentiation; centriole replication. Bases 271 to 2418 code for a protein of 715 amino acids. The record is from RefSeq and is a predicted model, not a curated record. Gene Ontology annotation, cellular component: centriole. NCBI's taxonomy places the organism in Eukaryota, Metazoa, Mollusca, Gastropoda, Lepetellida, Haliotidae. The transcript has 18 exons.